Messenger RNA from Meleagris gallopavo (turkey), 1128 nucleotides. RefSeq names its product myostatin (gene MSTN). Gene Ontology annotation, cellular component: extracellular region. Lineage: Eukaryota; Metazoa; Chordata; Aves; Galliformes; Phasianidae. The record is from RefSeq and is marked provisional. Gene Ontology annotation, molecular function: cytokine activity; growth factor activity.
AUGCAAAAGCUAGCAGUCUAUGUUUAUAUUUACCUGUUCAUGCAGAUUUUAGUUCAUCCGGUGGCUCUUGAUGGCAGUAGUCAGCCCACAGAGAACGCUGAAAAAGACGGACUGUGCAAUGCUUGUACGUGGAGACAGAAUACUAAAUCCUCCAGAAUAGAAGCCAUAAAAAUUCAAAUCCUCAGCAAACUGCGCCUGGAACAAGCACCUAACAUUAGCAGGGACGUUAUUAAACAACUUUUACCCAAAGCUCCUCCGCUGCAGGAACUGAUUGAUCAGUAUGACGUCCAGAGAGACGACAGUAGCGAUGGCUCUUUGGAAGACGAUGACUAUCAUGCCACAACCGAAACGAUUAUCACAAUGCCUACGGAGUCUGAUUUUCUUGUACAAAUGGAGGGAAAACCAAAAUGUUGCUUCUUUAAGUUUAGCUCUAAAAUACAAUAUAACAAAGUAGUAAAGGCACAAUUAUGGAUAUACUUGAGGCAAGUCCAAAAACCUACAACGGUGUUUGUGCAGAUCCUGAGACUCAUUAAACCCAUGAAAGACGGUACAAGAUAUACUGGAAUUCGAUCUUUGAAACUUGACAUGAACCCAGGCACUGGUAUCUGGCAGAGUAUUGAUGUGAAGACAGUGUUGCAAAAUUGGCUCAAACAGCCUGAAUCCAAUUUAGGCAUCGAAAUAAAAGCUUUUGAUGAGAAUGGACGAGAUCUUGCUGUAACAUUCCCAGGACCAGGUGAAGAUGGACUGAACCCAUUUUUAGAGGUCAGAGUUACAGACACACCAAAACGGUCCCGCAGAGAUUUUGGCCUUGACUGCGACGAGCACUCAACGGAAUCUCGAUGUUGUCGCUACCCGCUGACAGUGGAUUUUGAAGCUUUUGGAUGGGACUGGAUUAUAGCACCUAAAAGAUACAAAGCCAAUUACUGCUCUGGAGAAUGUGAAUUCGUAUUUCUACAGAAAUACCCGCACACUCACCUGGUACACCAAGCAAAUCCAAGAGGCUCAGCAGGCCCUUGCUGCACACCCACCAAGAUGUCCCCUAUAAACAUGCUGUAUUUCAAUGGAAAAGAACAAAUAAUAUAUGGAAAGAUACCAGCCAUGGUUGUAGAUCGUUGCGGGUGCUCAUGA